Molecule: messenger RNA, 222 nt
Organism: Dichomitus squalens LYAD-421 SS1
Lineage: Eukaryota; Fungi; Basidiomycota; Agaricomycetes; Polyporales; Polyporaceae
Exons: 2
Coding region: 1-222 (73 amino acids)
Source: RefSeq, a predicted model, not a curated record
AUGGAACGCGUCGUAGAGCUACAUCAGGAAAACGUCACGUACUUGUACAGGUACUUGGAGUACUUGACCAAGUACCUCAAGUAUCCCAAGUACCUCAAGUACCCCAAGUCCAAUGGACUUGGCCAAGUCGGGUGGGUCAACUUGGCCAAGUACCAGGUACUUGGCCAAGUCCUCCAAGUCCCUGUUCAAGUUCAUGCCCAAGUUCACUGUGAGAUGUAUUGA